Molecule: messenger RNA, 892 nt
Organism: Acanthochromis polyacanthus (spiny chromis)
Lineage: Eukaryota; Metazoa; Chordata; Actinopteri; Pomacentridae
Product: protein FAM107B
Exons: 6
Coding region: 16-831 (271 amino acids)
Biological process (GO): regulation of actin cytoskeleton organization; actin filament bundle assembly; actin filament polymerization
Cellular component (GO): stress fiber; synapse; neuron projection
Source: RefSeq, a predicted model, not a curated record
GAACACUCUUGUUCCAUGUGUUGUGGUUCAGAUCUGAGUUGCUUCGGCUCUGCAGUGCCCCCUGUGGCGGUCCUGGUCCUGGUUCUGGGUCCCCUGUCUGAAUGUGGGUUUCCCAGGGAGGGGGGUCUGCUGGGGUGUGGGACUCAGGGAGGCCUGCAGCAUGUUGAUGAAGAGGCUCUAUUCAACCUGCAGCAGAACAACAGAACACUCAGAGCUGAAUUAAAGACGCAGAGCAACAUUUCCUCAGGUCAGGACUCGGGUUCGAGUCUCCUUCAGGAUCUGACUAAAGCUGGUCUGAAGAAGGCAUACAGCAUCGACCAUGAACCUCCACCAAAGCAGCAGAACAUGAAAAAUGGAAAGCAUCCAAAAGGCAAAGCUUCAGCGUUCGCCGACCUGCACCAGAACCGACCCGACGGCCGGAAACCGUCUCCGGCGUCUGGCUUCGUCCCGCCGCCGGAUUACCUGGACGGAGACGAAGACGAUGACCUCAUCAAACCCAAGAAGCUCCUGAACCCGGUCAAGGCCUCCAAAAGCCACCAGGAGCUUCACCGAGAGCUGCUGAGCUGCAAACGUGUGGAGAUGAAGCCGGAGCUCCAGAGGGUUCUGGAGUCCAGGAGGAGAGAUCAACAGAUCCAACAGAAGAAACAAGAAGACGAAGCUCGAAGGAAGAUCUCACCUCUAGAGGCCGAACUGCUGAAGAGACACAAGAAGCUGGAGGAGCUGGAAAAACAACAACAGCAGCAGGAAAACCUGAAAGCUCCGGAGUUCGUCAAAGUCAAAGAGAAUCUGAGACGGACGUCCUUUACCAGCAAGGAGGAGAAGGAGGUGUAGGACAGACAGACAGACAGACAGGAAGACAGACAGACAGACAGACAGACAGACAGACAGACAG